Paramecium octaurelia is the source of this 882-nucleotide messenger RNA. Lineage: Eukaryota; Ciliophora; Oligohymenophorea; Peniculida; Parameciidae. The record is from the annotation of a GenBank genome assembly.
AUGACAGAUUACUUGAGGGCUGUAAUUGAAACACAACUUAUAGGAGCAUUCAGAGUGGCAAUAACGAUGCCUUUAGAACAUGUACUAGAUAGAAUCAAGACCUACAAGCAGUCAAGAUUGGGAAUCACCUAUUUAUAAGUAUAUUUUAUUUUUGUAUUUUAGAGUUUUAGAGAAAUAAAGGGGUGUCGAGGUUACCUGGGAUUAUACGAUGGUUUCUAUCCUAGCUUCCUUAGAAACAUGUUCAAAUAGUACUAUCGUUGGCCAAUGAUGAUCUUUAUCCCAUCUUUUCUUAAAGAGCAUAUUGAUAAUUCUUCUCUAAAUAAGAUUCUCACUGGGAUAUCAAUAGGAUUAUUUGAGAGUUGUCUCAUAACACCAUUUGAGAGAUUAAAAACACUAAAAAUGACCACAAUGUCCACAGGAUUUGGAUACUUAAAAUACAUAACUCUAGAUUCCAUCUACGUUGGAUUUCGCAUCCAAACUACUCGAUAGGUAGUAUCCUGGACAAACUAUUUAUACUGGGAUCACAAGCUUAGAUAUGCGCUGAAAGGAGAUCCCUCUCAGAAGUUAAGCUUAGUAAAUGGCUUGAUUGCUUCAUUUAUUUCAAGUGUUUUGAAUAUAAUGGCAGGUUAAAUAUAAAAUUUAUUUAUAGUUCAUCCAAUUGAUACAUUAAAGACACUAGUCUAGAUGGAAUCUAAUCAGGGAUAUAGAAAGAUUCCCUUAUGGUAAGCUUUUUAGUUGGUAUUUCAAUAACAUGGUCUAUCUGGUCUAUAUGCUGGUUGGCAGGCAAGAAUAAUAGCCUAUUUUUGCUAAGCGGCUUUGACAACUCCAACUAUAGACUAUCUGGAGAGGAAUUACGGAAUUGCCAAAAGAAAUGAUAAAUGA